UUGAGCACAGUCCUCACAGGUCCCGCCCCUGAUUGGAAUGGCCUGCAGCUGGUGACAGACCAGCAGGAACUCAGCUCAGCAGAUAACCCACUAUUCACCAAAGCAGUGCAACAACAUGUAAGAACUGAACUGUGGUUUCUGUGCUGGUGGAAGAUGGCAGUUAGGACAUUCUGGGCAGCAGUGCUGAUGACAUAUGGAGUGUCCAUGGGAAUUGCAAAGACCUCUGCAGAACCUGGGUUAAAAGUUCCACUGGAUUUGGCUCUAAACGCUGUUGAUGAUAUGUACACUGGUUGCAAAGACAAGAUGGAGUACAGAGUGAAGAAGGAGUACCUGGACAAUGAGAAAAACAAAGACAAGAAUUUCACCCUGGCCUGGGGCGAAGCAGAAAAAUACUACAACAAAAAAUGGCAUAAAAAGGGAAAGCGACCUUCCACCUCCCUGGGAAAAGAACAGAUCCUGGCUAUUUAUGUUUAUACCCUCGACAAACCAAAAGUCUAUCUUGAUUUCAAUGAUGCAGUUCGAACCCAGAGAUCUCAGUACAGGACCACAUUUAGAUAUCACACUCUUCACUAUUUCCUGACUGGCGCCCUCCAAACUCUCAACGCUCGCAAACCUGAAGAGGAAAGAUGUCUCACUGGCUACCGCAGAGUCAACAGCUACUUUAGCCAAAAUGUUCUCAACAAGGUGGUUCGCUUUGGCUCUUUUACCUCCAGCUCAAUGGGUUGGUACCCCAGCGCUGAAAGAUUUGGAGACAAGUCAUGCUUUGAGAUUUUCACAUGCCUGGGGGCAGAUGUGUCUCUGUACUCUAAGCUUGGAGAGGCAGAGAGAGAAGCCCUGAUUCCACCGUAUGAGGUCUUUAAAGUGACAAAGAUUAAGAGGAGAUCUGAUCAGAAGAGUCUUCCAUGUGAGGUGGUCUACAAAGUCAAAAGUACAGGAACAAGCCUUUCCAAUUUGAAUUGUGCUCUGUUCAAGCAGGCUCAUACAUUUAAAAUAUAAUAUGUGAUGUUAACUGAACAGCACCAGAUUAGCGAUUUCGCAUACUUAAAAUUCAUUUGGAUGUUACUGAAAUAAAGGCAUGAUGUCAUUUGCACUAGUCUGUUGAUAGACAUGUAGAAAAUGCCAGCAUUUUUACAUUUGAAUGACAAACUAUAAAAGCCAGACAGUCAGAUGUGAAACAGUUAAGGACACUUCUUGAGAUGUCUGUAACUAUUACAAUGCAGCUCUGUUCUGUUGUAUCAUCCAUGUCAUCUGGAAUAACAUGAAUCGAAUGAAUGGAGAAAAAAAAAAAAAAAAGUCUUGCGAACCUUUUAAAAAUGGAAUAAAAUACCUUUGUGUUUCAGAAA
Messenger RNA from Epinephelus lanceolatus (giant grouper), 1343 nucleotides. RefSeq names its product NAD(P)(+)--arginine ADP-ribosyltransferase 1-like. NCBI's taxonomy places the organism in Eukaryota, Metazoa, Chordata, Actinopteri, Perciformes, Serranidae. The record is from RefSeq and is a predicted model, not a curated record. Gene Ontology annotation, molecular function: NAD+ poly-ADP-ribosyltransferase activity; NAD+-protein-arginine ADP-ribosyltransferase activity.